Messenger RNA from Austrofundulus limnaeus, 1684 nucleotides. It is a transcript of the gene yeats4, whose product is annotated as YEATS domain containing 4. NCBI's taxonomy places the organism in Eukaryota, Metazoa, Chordata, Actinopteri, Cyprinodontiformes, Rivulidae. Gene Ontology annotation, biological process: regulation of DNA-templated transcription. The record is from RefSeq and is a predicted model, not a curated record. The transcript has 7 exons. Bases 624 to 1304 code for a protein of 226 amino acids.
UGAAAAACCCGCAUAUAAAGUAACUACAGCUCUUGUUUGAAARUGAGGUACCUAGCCUACCCAGUGUUGGUUUAUUAAUUAAAAAAACGUUUAAAGAUAUGAAAAUAAUUUUUAAAAAGCAGUGAGUACUCUGUCUACUAAGUGGAAAUGAAAUAACAUUUUUAAAGGGUUCAAAUAAAAGUAUAUGUGUGUAGUAUUGCUAAAUUAAAGUUAAAAUUAUAUUCACAUGUCUGCUGUUAAAGACAACAAAUAAACUAAAUAUCACUAACGACCAAAUUAAUAUCACCUAGUUUCAAAACAAAUGUCCAACUUACUAAUGUUACUUUGGUCGGAUAUUAAUUGAAUACAUAAGCUUAAUGUCUUCGAUUAGAAAACAUUAAUUAUGUAGCCGGGCGUCUGUCAGACCGGAACCUUUGUGCUUCGGUGGCAGUUUCACAUCGCACAAAUAAAUACGUACUUACUUCCGGCGCUUGUUCUAGUUGCGCAGCAUAAACCUUCCGCCGUGUGUGAAAGGCACGAUUUAAGGCGCCUUCAUGGCAUUAGAGAUGAAAACACGGUGGAUCAAGUAGACUCAAAUGCAUAGCGCUUAAGAUUUUAAAAUAAGAUCGUGUUUGUGGCGUAAUAUGUUCAAAAAGAUGACUGAAUUUGGUCCAGAUUCCGGGGGGCGCGUUAAGGGAGUGACUAUAGUGAAGCCUAUUGUGUUUGGGAAUGUUGCCCGUUACUUUGGGAAAAAGCGAGAGGAAGACGGUCACACACAUCAGUGGUCUGUUUAUGUGAAACCUUACAGAAAUGAGGACAUGUCUGCCUAUGUGAAGAAGAUCCAGUUCAAGCUGCAUGAAAGCUAUGUUAAUCCCCUGAGAGUGGUAACAAAACCUCCGUAUGAGAUUACAGAGACGGGCUGGGGAGAGUUUGAGAUCAUUGUGAAAAUCUUUUUCAUUGAUCCAAAUGAGAGACCGGUGACUCUGUACCAUCUCUUGAAGCUUUUCCAGUCUGAUUCCAGCGCCAUGCCGAAGAAAACGGUCGUCUCUGAGUUUUAUGACGAAAUGAUAUUUCAGGAUCCCACAGCUAUGAUGCAGCAGCUACUAACCACAUCAAGACAACUCACUCUUGGCGCGUACAAGCAUGAGACAGAGUUCAGUGAGCUGGAGCAGAGGACAAAGGAGAAACUGGAAGCAGCGAAGAAGAGAACAAGCCAGGAGAUUACAGAGCUGAAAGACAAACUUAAAGCCAGCAGGGARAAUAUCAACCAUUUGAAGGCAGAAAUCAGGAAGCUGGAGGAGGAUGGAGACCACAAAGAGCACUGAAAUAGGCACACAUAUAUUUAAGUGCCUCAGUCCUCAUCUCUGAGUCAGAAAUAGUGUUUUCAUUCGACUUGUUUUAUGUUUAAUUAUCUUUGCCUCAUCACAGGGUGAGCUUAUCUUUGUUAGGCAAAGUAAUUUUUAUACUGUCAGUCAACUGCAACAACAAGGACUCCCAAAAAUCCUAAUGGAUUUUGUUUGCAGCCCUGUCAAAGUGAAAAUGUAGAUUUGCUUGUUUGAUUUUUGUAUUGUUUUAAUAUUGGUGUGUUGUAAGGCAGAAUGACUUGAACUCAAGCAAAUAUAAGUUAAUGUAAACAAUUUUUGUUUAUUGGAAAUGGUCAAUGAAAACAUGGUACAUCUUUAAAAUACUUAUUUUUUACUGUUAA